This is a messenger RNA of Symbiodinium necroappetens, 618 nucleotides long. The record is from the annotation of a GenBank genome assembly. Lineage: Eukaryota; Dinophyceae; Suessiales; Symbiodiniaceae.
GACUGCUUGAACUUUCUCUUCAUGGGGGCCAGCACGGCCCUCAUCGGCCAUGGUGCGCUCUCCAGGCCUGGUGAUAUGCCCGGCGGGGAGAUCCGGCUUCACCCCUUUCUGAUGGGCCUGGCAUUUGCGUUGAUGAUCAGCCUGGGGUUUUGGAUGUACAACUACGAGGAUCUGCCAGGGGAGUGGAUCGACACCCGUGAGUCGAGAAGGAAAAUUCAUGCCUUCUGUCAGGCUACCGGUGCAUCCUUGGCCUUGGCCGGCUACGUUGUAAACUACCAGGCCCACACGAACUCUGGGGAAGCCCUCUUCGCUGUCUCGAGUUUCUCCGACGGCUUGGUGUGGCUGCGCCUGGCUCACAUCUACAUAGGCUACGCGUGCUUGGGCGGGCUGGCAAUUCAGGUAUUCAUCGGCAUCCUCAAGUACAGAAUUCUUGUUGACGACAAUGACGACAACGAUGGCCAGUGGUCAAUCCACGAAGCGGUCGGCAACCUUGCUCCUUGGUCCAUAGUGAAGGGGUCAGGGCUAAAUCUGUCUAUCGAGGUGUUCAGAUUUGGCGCCUUUGCUUCCUCUUCCGUGGGACCCAUAUCUUGGGGCCAAUUUUGUUUUAUCGGGGUUUAA